Molecule: messenger RNA, 8274 nt
Organism: Condylura cristata (star-nosed mole)
Lineage: Eukaryota; Metazoa; Chordata; Mammalia; Eulipotyphla; Talpidae
Product: antigen WC1.1-like
Exons: 37
Cellular component (GO): membrane
Source: RefSeq, a predicted model, not a curated record
AUGACCAUGGCUGGACACUGCUUUCUCCCAGGACUAGCUUUUCUCCUCUCCGCUGUCCUAGCGAGCGCCCAAGACAGCCCACAGCUCCGCCUGGUGGGCGGAGGCCAUCACUGCGCCGGCAGAGUGGAGAUCCGGCACCAGGGCUCCUGGGGCACCGUGUGUGAUGACGGCUGGGACCUGCGUGAUGCCCACGUGGUGUGCAGACAGCUGGGCUGUGGAGAGGCCCUCAACGCCACGGUCUCUGCUCACUUCGGGGCAGGAACAGGACCCAUCUGGCUGAACCAGAUGCCAUGCACAGGGAAGGAGUCCCACCUGUGGGAUUGCCCAUUCAGAGGCUGGGGGAAUAAUUACUGUCAUCAUUCAGAAGAUGCAGGAGUCAUCUGCUCAGGAUUAGCUGUGCGUCUGGCUGGAGGGGGUGGGCCCUGCUCAGGGCGAGUGGAAGUGCAUUCCAGAGGAGACUGGACUCCAGUGUCUGACUGGAACUUCACAUCGCUCACCGCCCAAGUCAUCUGUGCAGAGCUGGGGUGUGGCAAGGCUGCGUCUGUCCUGGGGGACGUGCCCCAUGGACGGGUCUGGCCUGAGGAGUUCUGGUGUGAAGGGCAGGAGCAGAGGCUCUGGUUCUGCCCCAGGGUGACCUGUCCAGGAGGCACCUGCCACAACCGCGGGACUGUUCGCCUCGUCUGCUCAGCAUACACAGAAGUCCGGCUCAUGAACAGCGGCAGCUCUCGCUGUGAGGGGCAGGUGGAGAUGCGUGUUUCAGGGCGCUGGAUCGCGCUCUGCGCCUCCCACUGGAGUCUGGCCAAUGCCCAUGUUGUGUGUCGCCAGCUGGGCUGUGGGGUCGCCCUGUCCACACCCAAAGGAGCACACUCUGGGGGAGCAGCUGCCCAGGUCUGGAAAGCCCGAUUUCACUGCUCAGGGGCUGAGUCCUCCCUGUGGAAGUGCCCCGUGACUGCCCUGGGCGCUCCUGACUGCAGCCCUGGACACACGGCCUCUGUGACCUGCUCAGGAAACCAGACCCAGGGGUUGCCCCAGUGCACCCACUCCCCGUCUCCAUCAGUAGGUUCUACAGGCUCAGAGGAGGGUGCUGCCAGUUGCGCAGACAGCCCACAGCUCCGCCUGGUGGGCGGAGGCCAUCCCUGCGCCGGCAGAGUGGAGAUCCUGCACCAGGGCUCCUGGGGCACCGUGUGUGAUGACGGUUGGGACCUGCAAGAUGCCCAUGUGGUGUGCAGACAGCUGGGCUGUGGAGAGGCCCUCAACGCCACGGUCUCUGCUCACUUUGGGUCCGGAUCUGGGCCCAUCUGGCUGGAAGAGCUGGCAUGCACAGGAAACGAGUCCCAUGUGUGGAAGUGCCCUUCCUGGGGCUGGGGACACCAUGACUGCAGGCACAAGGAGGACGCUGGGGUCAUCUGCUCAGAGUUCCCGGCCCUCAGGCUGGUGAGCGAGGACCAGGACUGUGCUGGGUGGCUGGAAGUCUUCUACAACGGGACCUGGGGCGGGGUGUGCAACAGCCCGAUGGAUCCCAUGACCUUGUCUGUGAUCUGCAGACAGCUUGGCUGUGGGGACAGCGGGACCCUCAACCCUUUGGUUGGUGCUAGGGAAGGUUCUAGACCCCGAUGGGUAGAUGGAAUCCGGUGUCGCAAGAUGGAUACCUCUCUCUGGCAGUGUCCAUCUGACCCUUGGAAAUACAGUUCAUGCUCUUCAGUAGAAGAAGCUUCUAUCAUGUGUGCAGACAGGGAGAAGCUGCGGCUGCGGGGCGGAGACGGCGCGUGCUCGGGCCGCGUGGAGGUGUGGCACGCGGGCGCCUGGGGCACGGUGUGCGACGACUCCUGGAGCCUGGCCGAGGCCCACGUGGUGUGCAGGCAGCUGGGCUGCGGCUCGGCGCUGGACGCCCCGCGGGCGGCGGCCUUUGGCGCUGGCAACGGCAGCAUCUGGCUGGAUGAGGUGCGCUGCAGGGGCGGGGAGCCCUCGCUGUGGGCCUGCCCUGCGGCUCCCUGGGGCCAGAGCGACUGCAAGCACGAGGAGGACGCGGGAGUGAGGUGCUCGGGGACUGUGCGUCUAGCUGGAGGGGGUGGGCCCUGCUCAGGGCAAGUGGAGGUGCGUUCCAGAGGAGACUGGACUCCAGUGUCUGACUGGAACUUCACAUCGCUCACCGCCCAGGUCAUCUGUGCAGAGCUGGGGUGUGGCAAGGCUGCAUCUGUCCUGCAGGGUGUACCCCUCAGAGAGUCAGAUGGACGGGUCUGGCCUGAGGAGUUCUGGUGUGAGGGGCAGGAGCAGAGGCUCUGGCUCUGCCCCAGGGUGCCCUGUCCAGGAGGCACCUGCCACCACCGCGGGGCUGUUCGCCUCGUUUGCUCAGCAUACACAGAAGUCCGGCUCAUGAACAGCGGCAGCUCUCGCUGUGAGGGGCGGGUGGAGAUGCGUAUUUCAGGGCACUGGAGGGCGCUCUGCGCCUCCCACUGGAGUCUGGCCAAUGCCCAUGUUGUGUGUCGCCAGCUGGGCUGUGGGGUCGCCCUGUCCACCCCCGAAGGAGCACACUCUGGGGGAGCAGCUGCCCAGGUCUGGAAAGCCCGAUUUCACUGCUCAGGGGCUGAGUCCUUCCUGUGGAAGUGCCCCGUGACUGCCCUGGGCGCUCCUGACUGCAGCCCUGGACACACGGCCUCUGUGACCUGCUCAGGAAACCAGACCCAGAGGCUGCCCCAGUGCACCCACUCACAGUCUCCACCAGCAGGUUCCACAGCCUCAGAGGAGGGUGCGGCCAACUGCUCAGACAGCCCACAGCUCCGCCUGGUGGGCGGAGGCCAUCGCUGCGCCGGCAGAGUGGAGAUCCUGCACCAGGGCUCCUGGGGCACCAUGUGUGAUGACGGCUGGGACCUGCGUGAUGCCCAAGUGGUGUGCAGACAGCUGGGCUGUGGAGAGGCCCUCAAAGCCACGGUCUCUGCUCACUUUGGGUCUGGAUCAGGGCCCAUCUGGCUGGAGAAGGUGCAUUGCACAGGAAACGAGUCCCACGUGUGGAAGUGCCCGUCCCAGGGCUGGGGACACCAUGACUGCAGACACAAGGAGGAUGCCGGGGUCAUCUGCUCAGAGUUCCUGGCCCUCAGGCUGGUGAACGAGCACCAGGUCUGUGCAGGGUGGCUGGAAGUUUUCUACAAUGGGACCUGGGGCGGUGUGUGCAACAGCCCCAUGGACGCCGUGACUUUGUCUGUGAUCUGCAGACAUCUUGGCUGUGGGGACAGCGGGACCCUCAACCCUUUGGUUGGUGCUAGGGAAGGUUCUAGACCCCGAUGGGUAGAUGGAAUCCGGUGUCGCAAGAUGGAUACCUCUCUCUGGCAGUGUCCUUCUGACCCUUGGAAAUACAGUUCGUGCUCUGCAAGAGAGGAAGCUUCUAUCACGUGUGCAGGUGACUCCUGAACAGGGAAACCUUUCUGGGUUGCCUGCUCCCUUGACCUGACUCUCUCCUCAGACAGCACACAGCUCCGCCUAGUGGACGGAGGCCAUCGCUGCGCCGGCAGAGUGGAGAUCCUGCACCAGGGCUCCUGGGGCACCGUGUGUGAUGACGGCUGGGACCUGAAUGAUGCCCACGUGGUGUGCAGACAGCUGGGCUGUGGAGUCGCCCUCAACGCCACGGUCUCUGCUCACUUCGGGGUGGGAUCAGGGACCAUCUGGCUGCAUGAGCUUCAGUGCACGGGGACGGAGUCUCACCUGUGGAAGUGCCCGUUCCGAGGCUGGGGGAAACACUUCUGCAUUCAUUGGGAGGAUGCAGGAGUCAUCUGCUCAGGAUUAGCUGUGCGUCUGGCUGGAGGGGGUGAGCCCUGCUCAGGGCGAGUGGAGGUGCGUUCUGGAGGAGACUGGACUCCAGUGUCUGACGGGAACUUCACAUCGCUCACCGCCCAGGUCAUCUGUGCAGAGCUGGGGUGUGGCAAGGCUGCGGCUGUCCUGGGGGGUGUAUCCCUCAGAGAGUCAGAUGGACGGGUCUGGCCUGAGGAGUUCUGGUGUGAGGGGCAGGAGCAGAGGCUCUGGCUCUGCCCCAGGGUGCCCUGUCCAGGAGGCACCUGCCACCACCGCGGGGCUGUUCGCCUCGUUUGCUCAGCAUACACAGAAGUCCGGCUCAUGAACAGCGGCAGCUCUCGCUGUGAGGGGCUGGUGGAGAUGCGUAUUUCAGGGCACUGGAGGGCGCUCUGCGCCUCCCACUGGAGUCUGGCCAAUGCCCAUGUUGUGUGUCGCCAGCUGGGCUGUGGGGUCGCCCUGUCCACCCCCGAAGGAGCACACUCUGGGGGAGCAGCUGCCCAGGUCUGGAAAGCCCGAUUUCACUGCUCGGGGGCUGAGUCCUCCCUGUGGAAGUGCCCCGUGACCGCCCUGGGCGCUCCUGACUGCAGCCCUGGACACACGGCCUCUGUGACCUGCUCAGGGAACCAGACCCAGGGGCUGCCCCUGUGCACCCACUCCCCGUCUCCAGGCUCUGCAGCCUCAGAGGAAGAUGCAGCCAAGUGCUCAGACAGCCCACAGCUCCGCCUGGUGGGCGGAGGCCAUUCCUGCGCCGGCAGAGUGGAGAUCCUGCGCCAGGGCUCCUGGGGCACCGUGUGUGAUGACGGCUGGGACCUGCAAGAUGCCCACGUGGUGUGCAGACAGCUGGGCUGUGGAGAGGCCCUCAACGCCACGGUCUCAGCUCACUUCGGGGAGGGAUCAGGGCCCAUCUGGCUGGACGGGAUGCAGUGCACAGGAAACGAGUCCCACGUGUGGAAGUGCCCGUCCCGGGGCUGGGGGCGCCAUGACUGCAGGCACAAGGAAGAUGCAGGGGUCAUCUGCUCAGAGUUCCCGGCCCUCAGGCUGGUGAGCGAGCAUCAGGACUGUGCCGGGUGGCUGGAAGUUUUCUACAACGGGACCUGGGGCGGUGUGUGCAACAGCCCCAUGGACGCCGUGACCUUGUCUGUGAUCUGCAGACAGCUUGGCUGUGGGGACAGCGGGACCCUCAACCCUUUGGUUGCUGUUAGGGAAGGUUCUAGACCCCGGUGGGUAGAUGGAAUCCGGUGUCGCAAGAUGGAUACCUCUCUCUGGCAGUGUCCUUCUGACCCUUGGAAAUACAGUUCGUGCUCUGCAAGAGAGGAAGCUUCUAUCACGUGUGCAGAAAAGAGGCCCAAGAGCUGUCCAUCUGCCGCCCCCUGCACAGACAGGGAGAAGCUGCGGCUGCGGGGCGGAGACGGCGCGUGCUCAGGCCGCGUGGAGGUGUGGCACGCAGGCGCCUGGGGCACGGUGUGCGACGACUCCUGGAGCCUGGCCGAGGCCCACGUGGUGUGCAGGCAGCUGGGCUGCGGCUCGGCGCUGGACGCCCCGCGGGCGGCGGCCUUUGGCGCUGGCAACGGCAGCAUCUGGCUGGAUGAGGUGCGCUGCAGGGGCGGGGAGCCCUCGCUGUGGGCCUGCCCUGCGGCUCCCUGGGGCCAGAGCGACUGCAAGCACGAGGAGGACGCAGGUGUUAACUGCUCUUCUCUGAAACCUCACCACCCUCUUCUGUCCUCAGGCAGCAGAUCAGACCCAGCUCCUGGCCCUGGCGUCCUCUCCCUGCCCGGGGUCCUCUGCAUCAUCUUGGGGGUCCUUCUCUUCCUGGUCCUGGUCAUCCUGGGCAUUCAGCUGCACAGAGGGAGAGCAGAGCACAGAGCCUCACCUGCUUUGAAGGAUGUCAGCAGUGAGGCCUUGUACGAGGAGAUUGAUAACUAUGCUGUCCCAGAAGAGGAUCUUUCGGACAGAUCAGAGCCUCCGGGACACCGUGCCAGUGCCACAGGAGACUGUUAUGAUGAUACUGAAGAGCUUCCUGUUCCUGAAAGUCCUUCUUCCACUGGAAUGAGUGGGAAUUAUUUUUUCCCAGAGGAGGAAAGUGGUACUGGGGAUUCCCAGCCAGGCCUCUCUCUGCCAUCUCCUGGAGAAGCUAUCAUCUCUGGCAUGGGAGGGAGAGGACUCCCACUGGUCCUGACACAAGAAGACCCUGGGUAUGAUGAUGUCGAGCUUAUCCCCAUGAAGCACCAUUUUGGAUCAAAUAAAUCUUCAAAGAAUCCUCUAUGCCCAUUCAUCCCCACCCCCACCCUCCACCUGACUCCCUCCUCAGACAGCCCACAGCUCCGCCUGGUGGGCGGAGGCCAUCCCUGCGCCGGCAGAGUGGAGAUCCUGCACCAGGGCUCCUGGGGCACCGUGUGUGAUGGCGGCUGGGACCUGCGUGAUGCCCACGUGGUGUGCAGACAGCUGGGCUGUGGAGAGGCCCUCAACGCCACGGUCUCUGCUCACUUCAGGGAGGGAUCAGGACCCAUCUGGCUGCAUGAGCUUCAGUGCACGGGGACGGAGUCUCACCUGUGGAAGUGCCCGUUCCGAGGCUGGGGGAAGCACAACUGCUUUCAUAAGGAGGAUGCAGGAGUCAUCUGCUCAGGAUUAGCUGUGCGUCUGGCUGGAGGAGAUGAGCCCUGCUCAGGGCGAGUGGAGGUGCGUUCUGGAGGAGACUGGACUCCAGUGUCUGACUGGAACUUCACAUCGCUCACCGCCCAGGUCAUCUGUGCAGAGCUGGGGUGUGGCAAACCUGCAUCUGUCCAGGAGGGUGUGUCCCUCAGAGAGUCAGGUGGACGGGUCUGGCCUGAGGAGUUCUGGUGUGAAGGGCAGGAGCAGGGGCUCUGGCUCUGCCCCAGGGUGCCCUGUCCAGGAGGCACCUGCCACCACCGCGGGGCUGUUCGCCUCGUCUGCUCAGUAUACACCGAAGUCCGGCUCAUGAACAGUGGCAGCUCUCGCUGUGAGGGGCGGGUGGAGAUGCGUGUUUCAGGGCGCUGGAUCGCGCUCUGCGCCUCCCACUGGAGUCUGGCCAAUGCCCAUGUUGUGUGUCGCCAGCUGGGCUGUGGGGUCGCCCUGUCCACCCCCAAAGGAGCACACUCUGGGGGAGCAGCUGCCCAGGUCUUGAAGGCCCGAUUUCACUGCUCAGGGGCUGAGCCCUUCUUGUGGAAGUGCCCCGUGACCGCCCUGGGCGCUCCUGACUGCAGCCCUGGACACACGGCCUCUGUGACCUGCUCAGGAAACCAGACCCAGGGGCUGCCCCUGUGCACCCACUCCCUGUCUUCACCAGCAGGCUCUGCAGCCUCAGAGGAAGCUUAAAGGCCCCAUUGACCUGACCCUCUCUUCUCAGACAGCCCACAGCUCCGCCUGGUGGGCGGAGGCCAUCCCUGCGCCGGCAGAGUGGAGAUCCUGCACCAGGGCUCCUGGGGCACCGUGUGUGAUGACGGCUGGGACCUGCGUGAUGCCCACGUGGUGUGCAGACAGCUGGCCUGUGGAGAGGCCCUCAAUGCCACAGCUCACUUCGGGGAGGGAUCAGGGCCAAUCUGGCUGGACGGGAUGCAGUGCACAGGAAAGGAGUCCCACAUGUGGAAGUGCCCUUCCCGGGGCUGGGGGCGCCAUGAUCACUGCAGGCACAGGGAGGAUGCCGGGGUCAUCUGCUCAGAGUUCCUGGCCCUCAAGCUGGUGAACGAGGACCAGAAUUGUGCCGGGUGGCUGGAAGUCUUCUACAACGGGACCUGGGGCAGUGUGUGCAACAGCCCCAUGGACGCCAUGACCUUGUCCGUGAUCUGCAGACAGCUUGGCUGUGGGGACAGCGGGACCCUCAACUCUUCGGUUGCUGUUAGGGAAGGUUCUAGACCCCGGUGGGUAGACGGAAUCCAGUGUCGCAAGAUGGAUACCUCUCUCUGGCAGUGUCCUUCUGACCCUUGGAAAUACAGUUCGUGCUCUGCAAGAGAGGAAGCUUCUAUCACGUGUGCAGGGGCCAACCUGCUUUGGACCUCCUCCCUGCCUGGGAUCCUCUGCCUCACCCUUGGGUACCUUUUCUUUCUGGUCCUCAUCAUCCUGGGGACUUGGCUGUACCGAUGGAGAGCGGAGCACAGAGUUGUACACAGUUUUGAAGCUGCUGUUGAUGAUGCUUUGUACGAGGACAUUGAAAAUCUUGCAUCACCGAGGAAGGAUCCGCUGGGCAGUGCAGAUCCCUCAGCUCAGACACCAAGUGCCCCAGAAGAGUAUUAUGAUGAUGUUACAGCUGUGCAAAUGCCUAAGGCUCCUCCUGCAUCAGGAGUGAGAGAAGAGGAAGUCAACUUACAGGAGGAGAAUGGGGCGGUCACUCAAACAGCUCUAAUCAAACUUCUUUUCACCGUGUUAGACUCUUCUCUGCAGGUCACUAGGGGAGCAGCUGAUCCUGAGAAAGGAGGAGGCAGGUCCUGUCUGCUCCCUGGGGAGGAAGAGGACCCUAUAUAUGACGAUAUUGAAUGA